AAAUAACUCCGUUUAUGACUUAUUACUCCAGACUCAGUCAGCAGACCUGUUUCAUCCAUAGCUACCUCAUACGACUACUCCGUGAGGAAUGCCCCGUGUGUCCUGAAGUCUGCAAAUACCACCUGGACCGAUAAGUGCUCACGAGAGCCCACCCUUAUCGCCGACGGAGGGUGUUCAUCCCACUUGACGGCAGUCGAACUUCUAUAUUUCAAUCCCUCAAUACAACUUUUCUCAGACGGCCUGCCGCUUGUAUUCGCGGAAGCAAUUCUAGGAACAGAUCUUUUGUAUCAGGACCUGCAACAUAUUGGAUUAGUGGGGGACACACUGUUCGGAUUGAACCAUGGCGGAGCUUACUUCAAUUAAGCUCAAUGCAGAGAGUCAUCUGCUGCUCGACCAAUCGCUUCUUCGUCUACCAUAUGAACUCCUUCGCAAGAACUUUAAAACGUCGCAGCGACUGGUCGAACGAGAGCGAGAGCAUAUCCUUUCAGCGAUCAAAUCUACCGCAAGCGCUUCCGUGAGCCUUUCUUCAACAGCACAAACACAAGCUUCCUUAGACAGUAUGAUUACUCGCAUGCAAGGGCUAAAGCGCAAACUUGAAGUUUUGCACGAGGAGGAGAAGGCUAUACACGAGCAUUCGAGGAAACGGAUUCAGCACUUGCAAGCCCUGUACGAUAUUCCCAGCUUAGUAGACGUCAAGUAUGAUGAAUGGUCAAGAGUGAGAUUAAAUCGACUUCUUGUCGACUAUUUACUUCGGAGUGGCUACGGGGACAGCGCACUUGCACUUGCGCAGGAGAAACAUAUCGAAGACCUGGUCGACGUCGACGUAUUCGUACAAUGCCAUAAAAUCGAGGAAAGUCUGAGGCAAGGGAGGACACAGGAAUGCCUGCUAUGGUGUAGUGAGAACAAGCAGGCCUUGAAGAAGAUGAAUAGCAGCCUCGAAUUCGAAGUUCGGCUGCAGCAAUUCAUUGAGCUCGUCCGGAGUGGUCAGAUAGGAGAGACAAAAAAACUUCUCGAGGCAACGCAGCACGCCAGAAAAUAUCUCAUACCACAUAAGGACACGCAGUCUAAAGAAAUACAUAGAUCGGCAGGCCUGCUUGCAUUUGCCCCGGACACGCAGGUUGAGCCCUAUAAAUCCAUGUAUUCUCGUUCAAGGUGGGACUUUAUUGCCCAGCUAUUCGUUAAGACACAUCACGAGCUCCUUUCUCUACCUGUUCGACCACUUCUUCACAUUGCUUUAUCCGCCGGCCUUUCAGCUCUCAAAACACCAGCUUGCCAUUCAGCGUAUGCCAGUAGCAGUUCGAAUGCUAGUUCCUCGACAACAACUGUUUGUCCGAUAUGCUCCACUGAAUUGAACGAGUUGGCGCGGAACGUUCCGUAUGCGCAUCAUACGAAGAGUUACGUAGAAAGUGAUCCGAUGGUUCUUCCGAAUGGUCGGAUAUAUGGUCGAGACCGGCUGCUGGACAUGAGCCGAAAAGUCGGCCUGGGUGAAAAGCAAGUCAAAGAUCCCACAACUGGAGAGAUUUUCCAUGUGGACUCGAUGGAGAAGGUUUUCAUAUCUUGA
Xylona heveae TC161 is the source of this 1561-nucleotide messenger RNA. RefSeq lists its product as hypothetical. The transcript is spliced from 4 exons. Gene Ontology annotation, molecular function: ubiquitin protein ligase activity; protein binding. Bases 341 to 1561 code for a protein of 406 amino acids. Gene Ontology annotation, biological process: proteasome-mediated ubiquitin-dependent protein catabolic process. NCBI's taxonomy places the organism in Eukaryota, Fungi, Ascomycota, Xylonomycetes, Xylonales, Xylonaceae. The record is from RefSeq and is a predicted model, not a curated record. Gene Ontology annotation, cellular component: GID complex; nucleus; cytoplasm.